GUCUUGCCUAAGCCAUGUGGUAAACUGUACUGUUUACGGAUUUAUUGUGGAUUUUGAAAAUUUAGCAUUUCAGCUCGCGAGGUCUUCUCAACAUUGUUCCAAGAUAAAACACAUCGAUUACUUUUAUUUCUAAUGCAAAAAUUAGUCCUAAAGAAAUAUUUAUAAAGAGAAAAAUAUGGCUGCACCAGCGCAGGGUGAGGACAGUGAUGAUGGCAUGGAUGAAUUUAUGGAGUCGUUCAAGACAAAGAAGUACAAAAAUGCGUUUAAUGAAGGCAACUGGGAGGAGGAGUUUGAUAAGGUGCCCAUGUUCAUGAAAACAGCUCCAGAGGAGAUAGACCCACUGAAACACCCUGAUCUUGCGUGCAUUCAGUCUAUUAUUCAUGAUGAUGACAGAACACCUGAAGAGCAAGCCAGGAACUACAAGGAUGAGGGGAAUGAGUACUUUAAAGAGAAGAACUUUAAGAAAGCUGUUGUGUCCUACACAGAAGGUUUGAAGAAGAACUGUGUGGACCUCGAACUCAGUGCUAUUCUGUACACCAAUCGUGCAGCUGCGCAUUUCCAUUUAGGCAAUAUCCGUUCAGCUUUGAAUGAUGCCACAGCUGCCAAAAAACUAAAGCCAGACCACAUUAAAGCCAUUUUAAGAGGAGCACAAUGUUGUAUAGAGCUGCAUCAUUAUUCAGAAGCAUUACAGUGGUGUGAUGAGGGUCUCAGGCUGCUGCCCAUUGACAAGAAUCUACAGGAGCUGAGAGCCAAAGCAGACAAGCAGAAGAGAGAAGCAGAGAGAGAUGCCAGAAAGGCUAAGGUUAAAGCAAAGAAGGAGCAGAACGAGAAAGACGCAUUGUUAGCUGCUAUUAAGGAGCGUGGCAUCAAACUCCUGAAACCCGAGGCAUCACAACACAAGGGUUCAGACAGUGAGGAUGAUGAUGGUGAUGGAGGUUCAUCUCGAGCCCUGGCUGAUCUGGAGCUUGAUGGAAUCAGCUCACAGGAGGCCACAGGAGCUCAUGUUUACAUGGAUGAGCAGGGUGUCCUCUACUGGCCAGUGCUGUUCCUCUACCCUGAACAUGAGCAGACCGACUUCAUAUCUGCCUUCUGUGAAAACUCCAGUUUUAUAGACCAUUUGGCAGUCAUGUUUGGUGAAGAACUGCCUCCCUGGGAUACAGAAAGAAAAUAUCGGCCACAAAAUCUUCAGCUGUUUUUUGAGGACCAUGAAAAAGGAAAUCUUUAUCAAGUUGAUCUCGAAAAGCCACUUCUUAGCGUCCUCCAAAACCAAAGGUGCACAGUGAAGGCAGGAACACCUAGCUUUAUCGUGCUGGUAUCAGGCUCUCCAUUUUGUAAGCAGUUUUUAUCGGGAAAAAAGGUGAAGAGAUUGAAAUUCUAAAGAGACGUUGGCCAUAAAUCAGCCUUCAGAUAAAUGACAUUUUGUUCACCCCACCCGUUGGAAAAGAGAAGCAAGCACACAGCAAGAAUGUGAUUUCCUCAGCUGCAAAGUUAUUCUGUAUAAAGCAUAUUCCACCUAUUUUAUGUAGGUGAAUUGUGUAGAGGUUUCUUAAAUCAAGCUAAAAUGUAUGAUUCAUUUUUGAUGAAUAAUAUUUUAAAACAAUUCUUACUGUGUUUAAAACAAAAACAUAAAAAUGUUCUGGUAAUGAUGAACAAUAAAUUAGUCUAAAAAAUGUUUCCACCUUACAUAGUUUACAUUACAUCACCCAUUACAUUAACCUAUUACUGAUUUAGUUUCCAUGAUGAGGAAACAAUGUACAAUGUGUCAUUCAUUGAAGUUUAGUCAUUCACAUGUACCACUAAAUGCUGUUUAGUUACUAUACUAGAUCCAGCUGUCUGAGACGACUGUCAAAAAUGCUUUCAUUUAGCAUUUCUGUCAUUUUGUACGUUUCAUAUUAUAUUAA
Molecule: messenger RNA, 1901 nt
Organism: Triplophysa rosa
Lineage: Eukaryota; Metazoa; Chordata; Actinopteri; Cypriniformes; Nemacheilidae
Gene: ttc4
Product: tetratricopeptide repeat domain 4
Exons: 10
Coding region: 176-1378 (400 amino acids)
Molecular function (GO): Hsp90 protein binding
Source: RefSeq, a predicted model, not a curated record